UUUGUGCUUGCAAAGUGCCCUCCCUGCCUUGGCCCCUCCCUCUGCAAAAUGAAGGGGUGCACCUGGCUGUUUGUGGCCACUUUGCUCUGUCAGCAGUUUUGCCUCUUCAGAGUCACGGCAGCAAAGAGAGAGAGGAAGGUGAAGAAAGAGCCAAAUCAGUACACAGAGCCCUUCAAUGCUACCCUCUCCAACAGUGAAGAGCUGCAUGGGCAUCCCAAGAUCCUGGAGUCUCCAGAUCCUCGGAUCACAGACCCACGGCGGACCUGGAUCUCCUUUGUUCACCGCCCUGAUGAUGGCAACACCUCCAAAAAGAGAUGCAAAGGGAAGGACAAGAAAUUACGUGGCCUCGUCGGACCCCCAGGCCCUCCUGGUCCUCAGGGACCUCCAGGAGCACCUGGUGCUGAAGUCACUCGAGAGGUCCUCCUGCAGGAGUUUAAGGAGAUCCUGAAAGAAGCCAUUGAGCGUCGAGCAUCCCUGGCUAUUUCAGCCCACCCCAGCCAGCUGCCUCCACUCCUGCUCUCCCUGGAGGAAGUCUCACCCCCCAGACGUGUGGAGGAGGCAUUCCACUGCAAGCUCAAGGGACAAGUCACUGUGGAUAAGAAGACCUUGGUGGAACUUCAGAACUUCCAGUCGCCUCUGGCCAAAGGAGCUUUCCUCCGGGGGACAGGACUGAACCUGGCCACGGGACGGUUCACAGCCCCCGUGGCUGGCAUCUACCAGUUCUCAGCCAAUGUCCACGUUGACCACAGUGAGCUGAAGAGCAAGGUGCAGCUGCGAGCCAGGGACAACGUCCGGGUGCUGAUCUGCAUCGAGUCCCUGUGCCACCGCCACACGUCUUUGGAAGUCAUUGCUGGUCUGGAAAGCAACAGCAAGAUCUUCACCAUCUAUGUACAUGGCUUACUGCAGCUGCAGGCUGGGCAGUACACCUCCAUAUUCGUGGACAACAGUGCUGGAGCUCCCAUCACCAUCCAGAAUGGAUCAGACUUCAUGGGCAUGUUGCUGGGUGCAUAG
This is a messenger RNA of Dryobates pubescens (Downy woodpecker), 1011 nucleotides long. RefSeq names its product C1q and TNF related 12 (gene C1QTNF12). The record is from RefSeq and is a predicted model, not a curated record. Lineage: Eukaryota; Metazoa; Chordata; Aves; Piciformes; Picidae. Gene Ontology annotation, molecular function: hormone activity. Bases 49 to 1011 code for a protein of 320 amino acids. The transcript has 8 exons. Gene Ontology annotation, biological process: positive regulation of insulin receptor signaling pathway; positive regulation of D-glucose import across plasma membrane; negative regulation of gluconeogenesis.